Messenger RNA from Gossypium raimondii (Peruvian cotton), 2440 nucleotides. RefSeq names its product serine carboxypeptidase-like 26. Gene Ontology annotation, molecular function: serine-type carboxypeptidase activity. NCBI's taxonomy places the organism in Eukaryota, Viridiplantae, Streptophyta, Magnoliopsida, Malvales, Malvaceae. The record is from RefSeq and is a predicted model, not a curated record. The coding region runs from base 742 to 2151 and encodes 469 amino acids. Gene Ontology annotation, biological process: proteolysis. Gene Ontology annotation, cellular component: vacuole. The transcript is spliced from 10 exons.
GUAUAGGCUCAUCUUCGGCCUACUCGGCUUGUCUACCUGAACUCAAGCGGGGCCAAUUAAGUCCAAGUUGGGCUAAAUCUACUAGGUCAAGUGGAUUAUUUAACCACACAUACUUUCGUAAUAUGGUAGGUAAAUGUUUUAGUUUUGGUUUUGGUUUUGGUGACCCAAUCUUCUCUUUUGCUGGAAAUUGGAAAAUAUCUUCUUCAAUCAUACAUGGAUGGUAAUGGUACUAAGCAACAUCUUUUGGGUAUAAAGACAAACUUUCCUUUGAAAAUGAAUGAUUGACCAUUGGAAGUGUGUGCUUAAAGUUGAGGAUAAAGUUUUACAUAGAAAUCCAAUUUUGAUAACAAUUAAAGCAAUAUAAUUUUUUGUAAACAUGCCCUUCAUUCUUUCAAAUCCUUAACGUCAAAAACUACAUUAUGAAGUCCAUUCGAGUCCUCUGAAAAAUCUACAACAACAUCCAAAUAACGAGUCAAUGCCGGGCGGCUCCAUUAUAAACAAACAAAUCCAUAAAAAAGUUCUGUCAAAACUAUUGCUUGAAAGUGCUCUUUAUCUUGUCCUCAACUAAAACGUGGUUUCCAAUCGAUAUCAGCCAUUCAAUUUUCAUGGUUUGAAUUUUUUAAGCCAAGUUAAACCUGUAAUAGCCCCCCCCCCCCAUCUUUUCCUUAAAUUCUACGCCAUGGUGAAAUGCAUUAAAUCUUUCUUGAACUUGUAGAUGAUUUGUUCAACUUUGAACCAAAGAUGGGCCCUAGAUCUCCACCUAAAAGAGUUUCCAUUUCUCACUCAUUCACAUCUUUCUUCCUUGGUUUCUUAAUUCCUUGCAUUAAUGCUGCACCCUUGGGUCCAGAAUCCGAUAGAGUAAUCAAGCUGCCGAGCCAGCCGGCGACGCCAUCGAUAUCGCAGUUUUCGGGGUAUGUCACAGUGAAUGAAGAGCAUGGAAGGGCACUUUUCUACUGGUUCUUUGAAGCACAGUCUGAGGCAUCUAAAAAACCUCUCCUGCUUUGGCUUAAUGGAGGACCUGGUUGUUCAUCAAUAGCCUAUGGUGCAGCUUCGGAGUUGGGUCCACUAAGAGUUGGUGAAAAUGGUGUUGAUCUUCAUUUCAACGAAUUUGCUUGGAAUCAAGAGGCGAAUUUGCUGUUUGUAGAAUCUCCGGUUGGAGUGGGCUUCUCUUACACCAAUACAACCUCCGAUCUCACAAAAUUGGACGAUGCCUUUGUUGCUGAGGAUGUAUACAUGUUUUUGGUGGAGUGGCUUCAAAGAUUUCCACACUUCAAAACUCGUGAUUUCUUCAUCUCUGGGGAGAGUUAUGCAGGCCAUUACGUGCCCCAGCUAGCAGAGCUUGUGUAUGAUAGAAACAAUGACACAACUCGAUACCCAUUCAUCAACCUCCAAGGCUUUAUGGUGGGAAAUCCAGUCACCGAUGAUAACUAUGACUACACUGGCAUUAUGGACUAUGCUUGGAGCCACUCUGUAAUAUCAGAUGAGUUCUACCAUAAAAUCAAACAAGCAUGUGAUUUCAAGGAACUGAAUUGGUCCACUGAAUGCAAUGCUCUUGUUAACCAAGUCUUCGACACAUACUCAGAGAUUGAUAUUUAUAAUAUUUAUGACCCCAAAUGUCUUAUUAACACCACAUCAUCAGCAACUGCUAAUAAGAUAAAAUUUGAUGGGUUAAACAGAGUGAGGAUACUUGCAGAAGGGUAUGAUCCAUGCUAUUCUCCAUAUUCAGAAAUGUAUUUCAACAGGCCAGAUGUUCAAACAUCUAUUCAUGCUGACAGUAGAGGAGAAAAAUGGGUGAGCUGCAAAGAUUCUAUCUUGAAUUCAUAUAAUUUUUCUGUUUUUUCUGUACUGCCUGUCUACGAGAAGCUCAUCAAAGGAAAACUGAAGAUAUGGAUGUAUAGUGGGGACAUGGAUGGAAGAGUACCUAUCAUAAGUUCCAGAUACUGUGUUGAAGCACUUGGGCUCCCAGUCAAAUCACCCUGGCGUUCUUGGUUCCACAACAAGCAGGUUGGAGGGAGGAUAGUGGAAUACGAAGGGCUGACAUUAGUGACGGUGAGAGGGGCAGGUCACUUGGUGCCUCUAAACAAACCCAGUGAGGCUCUUGCCCUCAUCCAUUCCUUCUUGUCGGAUGAACCACUACCCAACCGCAGAUAGAUGAUAUACGCUUUAAGGCUAGCAUUCCUUGUUUGCUUCACAACACAACCUUUUAAUUCUAAUCAUUAAGAUUCAAUCUCAACACAAAUUAAAUUAAAAAAAUGGUUUAGAAAAAAAAGAAGAAAAAGAAAGGGUAUGCUACAAAGUACAAACCAUUGAUGAGAAUGUAACAUAUUCUGGUGUUAAAGUUCGUUGGUAUGUAUGUAUUAUUGGCAAUUCCCUUCGUUGGUUUGUGUUUCAAUCAGGAUCCUAAUUGUCUGUUUCAGAAUAAAGCUUUUUAUUCUAUUUA